Messenger RNA from Macadamia integrifolia, 1709 nucleotides. Its product is annotated as pentatricopeptide repeat-containing protein At3g42630. The record is from RefSeq and is a predicted model, not a curated record. Bases 378 to 1610 code for a protein of 410 amino acids. NCBI's taxonomy places the organism in Eukaryota, Viridiplantae, Streptophyta, Magnoliopsida, Proteales, Proteaceae. Gene Ontology annotation, molecular function: protein binding. The transcript has 3 exons.
GGAGCCUUGGAAACAUGCUGCCUUUUGCCUUUUAGAACCUCUCCCCAAUAAAUUUGAUUUUCCCAUCUUCCCAUCGUUCCAAAAUCCCCACUUCCCCCAAACCCUCAUCCUCUCCAUCUCCGACCGGCGACUCUCUCAGUCACUUGAUGUCUCUGUUUCUUCCAAUCCAUGUCUCCGGUGACUCUUUCUCUCUCCGUCUUCUUGUUGGGCGAAGGACGGAAGGAGCCAGCUCAGCCAAGUUGGCAAUCCAAGACGGCAAGACCCGAAUGGCGAAAGACGACUCUCUUUUUCAGUCUCUCAGUGACUCUGUCUCUCUCAAACUCUCAAGCUCUCAAAGAUUUUCAGCCCUUCAAAGGUGACUGAAUCUAUUGCAGAUUAUGUUAAGUUUGAAGGGAGAAUUGGAAGAACUACAUGGGAACGAUCCGAUUCAAGUUCUCAGAUCACUGAAACAGAUCAUUUGGCAUUGUAAGCAGAAAAAAAUUGUCUUUGGGAAUGAUCAUUAUGUAGAUUUUGCGUCAUUCAUACGGCUCUUGGGUAGAGCAGAAAUGCCUCAUAUAGCUCAGAAAAUCUUUGUUGAGAUGAAAUCUGAUCGUUUUCAACCUUGCCUUGCUACCCUAUCAGCUCUGAUGCUGUGCCAUGCAGAGAAUGGCCUUUUCUCCUAUGCAAAGUCUGUAUGGGAAGAAAUUAUAGCUAGCUCAUUUGUUCCUAAUAUUGAGGUAGUUUCAGAUCUAAUGAAUGCAUAUGGGAAGAUGGGGCAUUUUAAUGAAGUAACCAGAAUUCUGCACGAAGUCACUUCAAGGGAUUUUGACUUGUCUCCUGAAGUUUACUCAGUGGCCAUCUCUUGUUUUGGAAAGGGAGGGCAGCUUGAAAUGAUGGAAGCAACUAUGAAGGAGAUGGUUCAAAGUGGUUUCAAUGUGGAUUCUGCUACUGCGAAUGCCUUCGUUAGCUAUUAUGCUGCAUUUGGUUCUCUAACUGAGAUGGAAGUUGCCUAUGGUCGCCUUAAAAAGUCUAGAAUUCUCAUAGAAGCAACAACAAUUAGGGCUGUAGCACUUGCCUAUAUAAAGGAAAGGAAGUUUUAUAGGUUAGGUGAGUUCUUGAAGGAUGUUGAUCUUGGUAGGAGGGAUGUGGGAAAUCUUCUCUGGAACAAUUUUCUUCUAUCAUAUGCUGGGAGGUUUAAAAUGAAAAGCCUGCAAAGAGAAUUUUUAAAAAUGGUGGAUGCAGGAUUUUCUCCGGAUCUUAAUACAUUUAAUAUUCGGUCUCUGGCUUUUUCAAGGAUGUCAUUAUUUUGGGAUUUACAUGUAAGCCUUGAACAUAUGAAACAUGAAAAGGUCAUCCCUGACCUUGUGACAUAUGGAUGUGUGGUUGAUGCAUACCUAGACAGAAAACUUGGAAGGAACAUGAAUUUUGCUUUAAACAAAAUGAAUGUUGAUAAUGCACCUAUUGUUUCAACGGAUCCUUUAGUGUUUGAGGUUUUUGGAAAAGGGGAUUUCCAUUCAAGCUCAGAAGCUUUCAUGGAGUACAAGAAACAGAGGAAGUGGACAUACAAGGAGCUAAUUGCAAUGUAUCUGAAGAAAGAGCACAGGAGGAACCAAAUCUUUUGGAAUUAUUGAAAACUAGCAUGAGUCUGUGUUUAUCCCAACAAUUGUUUAUAUUAAUUGUUUUUUUAGUAAGUGAAUAGUAAAUUAUUCAAUGUUGCUAUCUACACCAAA